Molecule: messenger RNA, 687 nt
Organism: Dibothriocephalus latus
Lineage: Eukaryota; Metazoa; Platyhelminthes; Cestoda; Diphyllobothriidea; Diphyllobothriidae
Source: the annotation of a GenBank genome assembly
AUGCGAGAUCCAGGUAGCGGUUCACAAGAAGAAUAUGAUAAUGGUGACGACGACGAUGAUGUCGAUGUUGAUGAUGGUGAUAUAGAUGACGACGACGACGACGACGUUGAUCAUGAUGAUGCUGAUGAUGAUGGUGGGGAUGAUGAUGUUGAUGAUGAUGAUAAUGGUGAUGAUGAUGCUGAUGCUGAUGACGAUGAUGCUGAUGAUUGUGACGACGACGAUGACGUGGAUGAUGAGGGUUGUGAGGACGACGGCGAUAAUGAUGAUUAUCAUCGUGAUGAUGAUCGUGAUGAUGAUGAUGAUGUUGAAGAAGAUGAUGAUGAUGGUGAUGAUGAUGAUGUUGAGGAUGAUGCUGACGAUCAUGAUGGCGAUAAUGAUAAUGGUGAUAUUGGUGACGACGCCGAUGUUGAUCAUGAUGAUGCUGAUGAUGAUGCUGGUGAUGAUGAUGAGGAUAAUGAUGAUGAUGUUGACCAUGACUAUGAUGGUGACGGUGAAGGUGACCAAUAUGAUGACGAUGACGAUGAUGGUGGUGAUGUUGAUGAGGAUGAUGAUGAGUGUGAUGAUGGUGAUGAUGAUGAUGAUGAUGAUGAUUGCGAAGACGUCGACGACGAUGACGAUGAUGAUCAUGAUGAUGGUGAUGAUGAAGAUGAUAGAAAUGCUGGUGAUGAUUGUGAUGAUGAUGAUUGA